AUGUUUGGAGAGCGCAAGCAACGGCUUCCCCGUCAGGCGACGGAAAGCCUUCCGACCAACCAAUGGGUGAAAGUCGCCAUGGUCUUCGACUCGCAGCACGGCGUGCAGCGCCUCUUCCAGGACGAUCCGCUGAGCUCGUUUUCUGGCAGUUUGAUUGGAGCAAUCAACUUUAACUUGGCUUACUCCUGUGUGUCCCGAUCGCCUGCAACGUUGCCGGGUGAAAUGGACUUGUGGCUGGGAAAGGGCGAUGCUGAGCAGAAAGGUUUUCUUGGACAGGUGCGGAACGUGCAGGUCUACAGGCACAGUGAAUGUGCUGUCAAUCUCAAGGCAGUUGCGGAGAGUGUCAUCCAAGCAAAGGGGAUGCCCAUCGCAGACGCGUCAGACUUUGAGGAGCCCUUCAGGGCGCUGGACGCCGAUCAGAACGGGCACAUAGAUCUGGAUGAAUACUCGAACGGCCUUGCAGCGGUCAGUCUGUCUUUCCCCUCUGGUCAGCGACAUCAAAAGCAGUCUCCUGUUGUUUCGACUGGUGUCACGACCUUUGGUGUGCCUGACGCCAGCAUUGUGACGACAAUGCCAUUUGUUUCGGAGCGAUCGCCUUCACCACCUUCAGACAAAGACCUGAUGGUACCCGGGCCUGCGAGUGCCUCCAAUGUCAUGUUGGGCAGGAGACCGCAUGUGAGCACUGACCAAAAGGCAUUCCCACAGCCUGAAACCUCGCAGCCGCAGAGGGAGCAGAGGGAGCAGAGGAAGCAGAGGGAAGAGAAGCCGUUUGCAGCGCUCACCACCACAGCAGCCUCACCAGCUGAAUUGUCCAUCAACAAUGUUCUGGCUACAACGGCCGCGCCAUCCGCGCCUGCGGUAAAGGCGAAGCCAGGGCCAGUCUCCAGUGUGCAGCGAGCAGAGGGCACUGAGAGCACUACAGUGACACCAGUGACAGUGUCCAUGAGCUCCACAUCCACGCCCGCAAGCCCUGAAGGCUUUGUGAGAGUGGUCUCGAGUUCACCGCCUGCAAAGCCACAGCCACAGCUGCCUCCGAAUUUCAAGCCCAUCACGCUGGGCAUCCCUGGUGGUCUCUUGGUCGACCCGCUUAUGCGACACAAUGAUCUUCCUGAAGGUGCCAAGAGCACGGCGGCCAACAUGACCGCUGGCACCAGCGGCUCCCAUCAGGGCAAAGCUGUGAAGAAGCAAAUGGAUUCCUUGUUUAAACCGUCUGACUUGUUUGAAGCUCAGAAGCUCCACAUGAGCAAAGUGCCCAAAUGGGACCUUUUGGCCUUGCUGUCCCUGGCCGUGCUGGUCACAUCCGCAUCCAGCCUAGUGGUCGUCGCUUGGCUUCGGCGCAUGCCGCGCUUGUUGCAGAGACACGAUGUGUGGGAAGGUGAAUGGGAGACAGACCGGUUGGUCGUUUGA
Messenger RNA from Symbiodinium pilosum, 1407 nucleotides. The record is from the annotation of a GenBank genome assembly. NCBI's taxonomy places the organism in Eukaryota, Dinophyceae, Suessiales, Symbiodiniaceae.